Oryza brachyantha (malo sina) is the source of this 1920-nucleotide messenger RNA. Its product is annotated as ubiquitin domain-containing protein DSK2a-like. Gene Ontology annotation, molecular function: polyubiquitin modification-dependent protein binding. The transcript has 6 exons. NCBI's taxonomy places the organism in Eukaryota, Viridiplantae, Streptophyta, Magnoliopsida, Poales, Poaceae. Bases 64 to 1758 code for a protein of 564 amino acids. Gene Ontology annotation, biological process: ubiquitin-dependent protein catabolic process. The record is from RefSeq and is a predicted model, not a curated record. Gene Ontology annotation, cellular component: cytosol.
UAUGUCGUGACGCCGCCGCCACCGUUUUCCACAUCCACAUCAGCUCGCCUCGAAAUUCAAUCCAUGGCCGGCGGUGAGAAGGGCAGAUUGGGGGCGAGGGGGAUGGGCGGCGGAGGCGAGGCCGGGAGCAGUGACGCGGGGGAACCCGCUGCGGCGGCGGGGGGCGCGUCUCUGCACAUCCGGUGCGCGAACGGGUCCAAGUUCACCGUGCAGGCCGACCUCGCCGCCACCGUGGGGACGUUCAAGGAGGUGGUGGCCGGGAGCUGCGACGUGCCGGCGGCGCAGCAGCGCCUGAUCUACAAGGGGCGUAUCCUCAAGGACGAGCAAACCCUAGAAAGCUACGGUGUUGAAACGGAUCAUACCAUUCAUAUGGUGCGUGGUGCUGGUCCCCCAGCCGGAUCAGCCGCACCCGCUGCAGCCAGCCCCCAAGCUUCAACUACUCCUAGCAGCGCCCCAACUGGUGGUCUUGGAAGUUUGUUUCCUGGCCUUGGUGGUACAGGAACUGCUGGUACCAGGCCAGCAGGCCUUCUUGGGUCUGGAUUCCCUGAAUUAGAUCAAAUGCAGCAGCAGUGCCAAAACCCCAACUUAAUGAGGGAAAUAAUGAAUAUGCCAAUGAUGCAGAAUCUCAUGAAUAACCCUGAUUUAAUUCGUAACAUGAUUAUGAACAAUCCUCAAAUGGGUGAUAUCAUCGACCGUAAUCCAGGUCUUGCUCAUGUACUCAAUGACCCACGUGUUCUCCGCCAGACCCUUGAAGCAGCUAGAAACCCUGAAAUCAUGAGGGAGAUGAAGCAGAACACAGACAGAGCAAUGAGCAACAUUGAGUCUUCUCCUGAAGGGUUUAAUAUGCUCCGGCGCAUGUAUGAAACUGUCCAGGAGCCUUUCCUAAAUGCGACAACAAUGGGUGGGGAAGGCAACACAGCUGCAAACCCAUUUUCAGCUCUUCUUGGAAAUCAGGGUUCUAACCAACCCAGGGAUCCUGCUAGUAAUGCUCCAAAUACUGUUUCAGAGUCCACAACAGGAACCCCUGCUCCAAAUACUAACCCACUUCCAAAUCCUUGGAGCUCCAACACUGGAGGUGCGCAAGGAGCAACACGGGCAGGUCUAGGCAAUGCAAGAACCGGUGCCACUGGGGGCCUAGGAGAAACUUUGCAGCAAGUACUCUCGUUCCAGCAGACACUAUUGUCACAGGUUGGUCAGAGUCAACCUAGGCAGGAUGGUAGUCAAGGAGGCAAUGCCACAGAUAUUGGAAAGCAGGUGUGGUCUCCCUCGCCAGAGUUUGCGUUGAGUCGUUGCGGCCUGAUGCCGUGCACCAACAAGCAAUCGGCCUCCUCCAAGCGGAGGAAGGCAGCGGAGGAGUGCCCCACCAUGGGGUUUGCUCCCGUGAAGAAGAUGGUUCCACUGCCGAUGGGUGAUGUGAAGUGGAUCCUGGCGCAGAAGAGGGAGCCCUACACUGACCCCGACACGUUGCCGGAGAGCUGUAGGAAGGCCAUACGCAGAUCGAACAUCAUCCGCAGGGUCGAUGAUGACCGCUUCUUCGAGUUCCAGAACAAGGUUAAGGCCGCCAUUGAGUCUGAUGGCUGUUACAUGGUCGACAGCGACUUCGUUGCUCGCAGGGAAAGGUGUAGAGCAAAAAUUAAUGAUGCAUGGACCAAGCUUCUUGAUGGUAUCCCACUCUCUGAUUCUGACAGUGAUGAAGAUGAGGAGGAUGAGGAAGACAUGGCCAGACUGGUUGCGAUGGGUCUGGAAUUAUCGGACUAGGAAGACUAAUGCCAAGUAUUUAUUAUAUACAUCUAUUACUCUUAGUAUUUACCUAUCUAUUUAGAGUCCAACCGAAGAAGAAUUAACAAUGUUUAUCUUAGCCAUCUAUCUUUUAUGCUUGUCCUACAUGAUCUAACUUUUAACACGCACAAUUAUAUGACA